Molecule: messenger RNA, 525 nt
Organism: Klebsormidium nitens
Lineage: Eukaryota; Viridiplantae; Streptophyta; Klebsormidiophyceae; Klebsormidiales; Klebsormidiaceae
Source: the annotation of a GenBank genome assembly
AUGGCCCCCGCAGCUCUAGCAAAGCAGCAGAGCGCCUUAGAGCGCCAGCAGUCAAUCUUGAGCAACCUAGACGUCGUGGGUUCCAUCAACUCGAACCAGGGGACCGAGAGGCCGCAAAAUGUGAAGCUUGUAACUAAGUGGGGGGUGGCGUUCGUAGUGACUCCCAGAGUUUGCGAGGCAGGGGAGGAGGCCCUGAACAGCUACAGAGUGCUCAGAUACGCGGGUGGCGGGGGCGGCGGGGGCGACAAGGGCGGUGGGUGCGGGGUUAGAGAGGGAAAGCGCGGGGGAGAGGAAGCCAUGGGUGGUCGCAGAGGCAGCCCAGAAGGCUCGGGUGGGCUGCAGGGCUUUGAAGCGGGGUCCAGAGGAGAUGAGCCGUACAUUGCAUUGGGACCACCAACUAAUAUGGCGGCGCAGCCAGAAGCGGAAAGCAGGGGGCACGGGGCAGGAACGAACCACGCUGCCACAACCCAGGACAGGGGGGAAGAGCAGCAGCAGGCCGCAACCGGGGUGAAAGCGCACCAGUAG